Messenger RNA from Glarea lozoyensis ATCC 20868, 3315 nucleotides. Its product is annotated as Acetyl-CoA synthetase-like protein. Bases 1 to 3315 code for a protein of 1104 amino acids. The transcript has 5 exons. The record is from RefSeq and is a predicted model, not a curated record. Lineage: Eukaryota; Fungi; Ascomycota; Leotiomycetes; Helotiales; Helotiaceae.
AUGGCCCCAAUGAUGAUUGACCCGCCAAUCCAAGUACAAAAUUAUUCGAAACCCUCAAGAGUUUGUUCCGACUUGACAGUUGUACCGUCAGAAAACGCAUCCAGGCGAAUAAAGGAACUAUGGUGGCUUCACGGUCAUCCCCAUUCGAAGCGCUAUUCGGACCCGAGUCUCAUCAGUCUGGCAGCUCUAGUACGGCACGAUGGCUCAAUUUAUCGAGGAGAAAAAGGCUUCCUAUAUCCUAUAUCAACCGACGGUAGUACACCGUAUAAGUCCAUGACCUGGGAUGAAUUCGACCAGAUCACAGAGUCACUUGCAGCAUUAUAUGCGUCUCAACUACAAACCGAACUUCAGCACGCUAAUUCGUCCCGGCAUCAGCCUACAUUAGGUUUACUUGGCGGAGGGAGAACAAUUGAGUAUUUCUGCACUCAAUUGGCACUCCAGAAGCUCGGGGUGAGAGUCUUACUGCUGGCUGAGUCGAAUGCUUUGAGUGCUUUACAUCACCUGCUCAAAACAUGUCAUGCCGUAGCUGUUAUCACAGACUCUAAGAAUACUACUGUAGAUACAAAUGGUUUAAGAAAGCUUGAAAUGGUAGAGUCACUUCCGAAUGGCUCAAACGUCACAUCAAAGGAUGUUGAUGCUGUGAAAUUUCAAGAUUGGGGUGACGUGUGGGAGAGACACACUUUUAUCAUACAUUCGUCCGGGUCAACCGGAAUGCCCAAGCCUAUCAUUCAUACGAAUCGAAGUAUGAUGCUGAUUGCAAGAAUGUAUCGACUGUUUCAGGAAGUGAGCGUGGAGAACUGGUUUCUUCUCUUUCCACUUUACCAUAUCGCUGGGAUCUCAAUUGCACUAUCCGGGUUACCAAAUGGUCAAAUCCUCUCAUUUCCACCAUUGGUAUGGCCUCCGGCGUCUUCGACGAUCUUCGCGACAUGGAAAACGCUUUCAUCGAUGGGUCACGAUGUGGACACUGUUCAUUGCGCCCCUACCUUGAUCGAAAAUAUGUACGAUUAUAUUACAGAAAACGGUGGCGACUUUACCCCUUUGGCAUUCUUAAAACUUCUCCAACCUGGCGGAGCUGCGCUUUCUGAUAGUAUCGUCAAUGCCCUUACAGCGAACGGGGUAAACGUCAAGACAACUUACGGUAGUACCGAGAUUGGGCCUCCAUUCCGCUCGAUACCUCACACCCGUGACAAUCCAAAAUGCUACUCAUUCAGGAAUUUGUAUCCUGACAAUCCACAUCUGCAAAUGGAAAAGGUUGCGGAGGGAACUUACGAGUGUGUGGUUCACAAAGGUUUUGAACUAGCUGCCGAACUGUGGGAAAACAGUGAUGAACCCUACCGCACAAACGAUCUUUUUAUUCAAGACCCGCCGGGAAGCGGGUUUUAUGUUUUGCAAGGUAGAAAAGAUGAUAUUCUGGUGCAUUCGAAUGGCGAGAACACGAGUGCUGGACCACUCCAACUCGAUAUCCAGACAUCUUCAAAGAUCAUCGCCAAAGUCCUGGCAUUAGGCCACUCAAAACCAUGCGUCAGUCUUUUAGUCGAAGUCCACUCCGAGCAUGAUCCUUCCAGCGAUUCAACUCGAAGAGAGGUAUGGAAGACGGUACAGGCGGUCAACGAUCGAUAUCCAGGCCAUUCUCAGAUCAUGGAGUCUAUGAUAUAUAUACUUCCAGGAGGUGAAGCUUUACCCGUGACACCCAAGGGAAACGUUAAGCGAAAGGAAGCGAUGAAGUUGUAUUCGUCGAUCAUUGACAACUUCUACUCCAGCGAAGAACAAGUCAUACCAUCCAACUCAUCUCAAACGGAUGUUGGAAAUUACAUCCGCAAUCUACUAUCAUCUCUUUCCAAUGUUCCUGUCCAAGAAAUCCAUAGUUGGACAACAUUGUACGACCUAGGAAUAAACUCCCGACUCGCGCUAUCUCUCAAAGUCUCUUUAACAGCCGACUUGAAACAAUCCAUCUCACUAGGCACGAUUUUCGAAAACCCAUCCAUCAGCAAGUUAGUCGACUACUUUUCCCACGCCUCCUCUCCCGUUGACACGACUCGACCCCCAGAACAAGCCUCCAUCGAAACAGUCCACAGAAUAAUAUCCAAACUAGAAGCUGAAUUCAAGUCAUGGCCUCCGCGCACUAGCACCAUCUUCCCCUUGGCACAAAAAGAAACAGUUCUACUAACCGGUUCAUCUGGCUCACUCGGCACAUCUCUGCUCGCAGUUCUGAGUGCACACCCACAUGUCGACAAGAUCUAUGCCAUGGUACGAGGCUCCAAUCGGGCGGGCAAGCUGCGGAGGACGCUUGCGGAGCGUGGAAUGGAUACUUCUAUUAUAGACGAGGGGAAGAUUGAGGUUGUGAAUUUCAGCAUGCAAGAUCCGUUGCUGGGGUUGGAUCUAGAGAAGUAUGCGGAGUUGGCGAAUAUGGUUACGGUUGUGGUGCAGAAUGCGUGGAAGAUGGAUUUUAAUCUUGGGGUUGAGGAGUUUGAGGGGGAUUGUCUGAGGAACACCAUGUCACUUCUCCGCCUCACCCAAGCUGGCAGACCUAAACGUUUCGUCUUCACAAGCAGCAUCAGUGCCUGUAUGGGACCAGGUCAAACAUCGCCAACCGUCUUCGAAGAACCUAUUGGUAACGAUCCAACCGUCGCGCUUUCAACAGGUUACGCACAGAUUGAAAGAAUAACCCAAACAGCAACCCGCAUUCUAAACCUCCCAGUCCACCUGCUCCGUGUUGGCCAAAUGGCAGGCUCAACUACCACAGGGCACUGGAACGUCAAUGAAAUGUGGCCCAUCAUGUUCGCCACCGCCCUCCACCCCUCCAUAACAUCCAUCCCCUCCUUCCCCUCCAAACUCGUCGACUGGAUCCCCGUAAACAUCGCCGCAGCGACCAUAAGCGAUAUCAUCCUGUCGUACUCGCCUCUGCCCAUACCAGCACAGAAUCCAUCGCCGCCUACGACACCCGUAUCCGAUUCUGGGGAUAGGAAGGCAGAGUAUACCGUCCAUAACAUCACGAAUCCACAUCCGAUUUCGUGGUCAUCUCUUGUUGACCAACUCCGUGAUGCUACGGGGACGGAUGAGACGACCCUACCUACCAUAUCGAUGAAGCAAUGGGUGGCAAGAUUGAAUGCGGUAAAUACAUCACCUGAUGAGGUACCAGGGCUGCGGUUGUUGCAGUUCUUCGAGAAUAUGGCUGGGGAGGAGGAGAUGCAUAAGACUUUCGAUUCGAGGAAGACGCAGGAGAUCAGUGGUGCGUUGAGAGGCUGUGGGCAGUUUCAUUGGGAGUGGAUGAGAGCUUAUGUUGAGUGUUGGAGGAGGUUGGAGUUCAUGAGAUAA